This is a messenger RNA of Diachasma alloeum, 489 nucleotides long. Its product is annotated as speckle-type POZ protein-like. The transcript has a single exon. The record is from RefSeq and is a predicted model, not a curated record. NCBI's taxonomy places the organism in Eukaryota, Metazoa, Arthropoda, Insecta, Hymenoptera, Braconidae. Gene Ontology annotation, cellular component: cytoplasm. Gene Ontology annotation, molecular function: ubiquitin protein ligase binding. Bases 1 to 489 code for a protein of 162 amino acids. Gene Ontology annotation, biological process: proteasome-mediated ubiquitin-dependent protein catabolic process; regulation of proteolysis.
AUGAAAAUUGUCAUUGGAGACGAGGAGUUUCCGGCCCACAAGAUCAUCCUCUCUGCGAAUAGCCCUGUAUUGACGACUAUGUUCUCUACGAAUAUGCGUGAAGCUAAUGAAAAUCGACUUGUUGCGGAGGAUAUUGACACUGAGGCAAUGAAGCUAUUUCUGACUCAUUUGUACACCGGUACUUACAACACCAAGGACAAUACAGAGAUGAUUCCCGAGGUUUUGUAUGGUGCUGAUAAAUAUGAUGUGAAAACCCUGAAGAAAUUGUGUGAGCUUCAAUUAUCAGACAGAUUGUCAUUAGAAAAUGUGCUCAAGAUUGUUGAUAAAGCUGAUACUUACUACGCAGGUGCUUUAAAAGACUGUUGUAUUGACUUUAUGGUUAAAAACAAUCAAAAAAUAACUACUCAUGCGGAUUUUGACCCGCUCUGCUUGGCAAAACCCCAUUUGAUGCUUCGUUUCAUCAAGGAUGUUUCGUCUAUAUCAAAAUGA